Pungitius pungitius (ninespine stickleback) is the source of this 3690-nucleotide messenger RNA. It is a transcript of the gene lpla, whose product is annotated as lipoprotein lipase a. Lineage: Eukaryota; Metazoa; Chordata; Actinopteri; Perciformes; Gasterosteidae. Gene Ontology annotation, biological process: triglyceride catabolic process; fatty acid biosynthetic process; very-low-density lipoprotein particle remodeling. The transcript is spliced from 10 exons. The record is from RefSeq and is a predicted model, not a curated record. Gene Ontology annotation, molecular function: lipoprotein lipase activity; apolipoprotein binding. Bases 155 to 1687 code for a protein of 510 amino acids.
GUGACAGAACAUUUACUCCUGAAGCGCAACUGCCCACCACUUCUUUUUGGUGUGUUUUUGAGUCACACGCGUGGAAAUACCGCCGGUCCGCCGACUCCCAGGGAAACUUUUAAUUCGGGAUAUUCAAGAAAAAUAACAAAAACUUACUAAUAAUAUGGGAAAAGAAAAUAUCUGUUUUUUGUCUGUUUGGAUAAUUUUGGGGAAAAUCUUUGCAACUUUUUCUUCGGACCCUGAACUCACCACCGUGUUCGAUAACACCACGGUCACAGGUGCCCCUCCCGGAUGGAUCACGGACUUCACUGACAUCGUGUCCAAGUUCUCCCUGCGCACCGUCGACAUCCCGGAUGAUGACAUGUGCUACAUAGUGACCGGCAGCCCGGAAACCAUCAAGCAGUGCGAAUUCAACCCGGAGACGCAGACCUUCAUCAUCAUCCACGGCUGGACGGUGACCGGGAUGUUUGAGAGCUGGGUGCCCAAACUGGUGUCCGCUCUCUACGAGCGAGAGCCCAGUGCCAAUGUGAUCGUGGUGGACUGGCUCACCCGCGCCAACAAGCACUACCCGACGUCCGCCGCCUACACCAAGCUGGUGGGCCGCGACGUGGCCAAGUUCGUCACGUGGAUACAAAAAGAGCUGCAGCUGCCCUGGGAGAGGAUUCAUCUGCUGGGCUACAGUCUGGGAGCACAUGUGGCCGGAGUCGCCGGAGACCUCACGGACCAUAAAAUCAGCAGGAUCUCAGGCCUGGAUCCUGCCGGCCCCACCUUCGAGCACGCGGACAACCGGAACACUCUGUCCAAAGAAGACGCUCAGUUUGUGGACGUCCUGCACACCAACACCAGGGGCUCCCCGGACCGCAGCAUCGGCAUCCAGAGAGCCGUGGGCCACAUCGACAUUUACCCCAACGGAGGCACUUUCCAGCCCGGCUGCGACAUCCAGAACACACUGAUGGGGAUUGCGUUGGAAGGCAUCAAGGGCCUCCAAAAUAUGGACCAGCUGGUCAAAUGUUCCCACGAGCGCUCCAUCCACCUGUACAUCGACUCCUUACUGAACACCCAGCAGCAGCCCAUGGCCUACCGCUGCAACUCCAGAGAGACCUUCAACAAGGGCAUGUGCCUCAGCUGCAGGAAGAACCGCUGCAACACGCUGGGCUACAACAUCAACCGGGUCCGCUCCACCCGCAGCGCCAAGAUGUACCUCAAGACUCGUGAAAUAAGUCCAUACAAAGUUUUUCACUAUCAAGUCAAGGUGCAUCUCUUCAACAAGGACCAACUGAGUUUCACCGAGCAGCCAAUGAAGAUUUCUCUGUACGGAACCCACGGAGAGAAAGAGGGCAUUUCCUUUGUCUUGCCAGUCCUAAGCGGUAACACCACGCUGUCCUUCCUCAUCACCACCGAUGUGGACAUUGGAGACCUGAUGAUCGUGAAGCUGCGCUGGGAGAAGGACACCAUCAUCAGCUGGUCGGACUGGUGGGGCAGCAGCAAGUUCCACAUCCGAAAACUGCGCAUCAAGUCAGGGGAGACCCAGUCCAAGGUGAUCUUCACCGCUAAGGACGGAGAGUUUGCCUACCUCGUCAGGGGAGGAGAAGAGGGAGUCUUCGUCAAGUCUAAAGAAGACAAAAUGAACCGUAAAGAAAAACUGAUGCACAAGCUGAAGAUGCAGGGCAGCCUUUUUGGGCAGAAUGACGCUUGAAGUCGCACGUGCACAGCCUCCAUUUCAAACACACACACACACACACACAGCCAAAGAUGGACCACACACAGCAACACCCGGAAAGCCACAGCAAGCAUCUGGACUUCUACUGAAUCUUGCCCUUCUUCUUCUUCUUCUUGUUCUUCUUCCUCCUGUUGUGCCUCUUGACAUUAACUCCCAGUGCAACAAACACGACCUCAUCCACGUCUGCUCCACAAACCCUCUCCUGUCUCUCUGCAUAUUCUGACGCUGAUGAGGUGCUCCCAUAUAACAAGUGUACACUUUCACUAACAUUUGCUGCAUAUCUUUGUAAUCAUUUGUUUAUGCUCCUUUAGCCCAUUUAUCCGGUUUAUACUGAUUUUGAUGUAGUUUUAACCCCUUAUGUGGUGUUUCCUUUGCCUUUGUGAACUUGGAUUAUUGUUGAUGUAGUACAUGAUUCAGAGUGAUAGGCAUAGUUUAGGCACAUCUUUUUGUUCUCUUAAAUGUGUAAAAUGACAAUGUUGUCCCUUACGUUUUUCUUUACCGAACCACUAAUUGCAAACAAUCUACAGGGACCAAAGAAGUAUUUACAACCUACGGAACGGAGAAUCCCGGCAGUCCUUGUAAAUACUUUUUUUUAAUCCGUUAUACACAGGCUCAGUCAAAAGACACAUUUUCUCAUUACUGACAAAGCGUGUCCAAACUUUUGACUAGUACUGUAAUUACAAUACAAUAUAUAUUUAUGAAUAUAUCAUAUUCUUAAAUAUGUAUGUUUUAAAUCUGAAUAAUGUGUUAAUACCUGAUCUCUUGAAGUCUUUCUCUUUUCUUUGAUGUGUUUUGGUUAUUGUGUGACUGGUCACUUUUAAAAGGCUCUUUGUCCCCUGAAGCCAUUAAAAUGUCAAAGGUCAUUAAGUUUGUGUUUCAACAGGCAUAUGCAUCUUUUAAUUUCUUUCCUGAAAUUGAAUUUAGCUCACUUUUAAAUCCAUAAUGGCAAGUGCUCUUUAAACACAUUAUGAGGGCAAAAAUAAAUCAACCACCAAUAGUUUACUCCAUUGAUUUAACUAUUUAUCCACAACAACUCUUAUUUUGAAAAGCUAAAACUUUACAGAAUAUCUGUAAACAAACAUGCAAGCCCUGAUAAUUUGAUGGACUGGCCUACAUUUUAGCCAUAAUACAUCUCAAUACUUCAUAUUGUAUUUAUUGAAUGUACAUUUAUAUAUUUGUAUAUUAAGCUGUAAUAUAUUUUGGGAGGCUUCCAUUGUCAUCUGUGUUUUUUUGUUUUUUUGUUUUAUUACAAAUGAAGCGUUUUGUUCAUGAACAUGGCUUUGGAGAGAUCAAUCAAAUUGGUCUCAAUGCCAAAUGUUCAGUGAAUUUACUUAAUGAACUCGGAUGGUUUAAUAAAAAGAUUACAAUAUCAUAUAUAUUCCAUUAUCCCUGAUUGCUUUAGUUGCUUUUGUAUCAUUUUUAAAUGACAAAAGCAUUAAAAGAUAAUGGGAAUUAAUUGUCACAUCCAAGCUUAUGCCAAUCCGAUAAGAAAUAACAUCCCUGGUAACAUCAUCGGCCCUGGAUCGACAUGGACAAUGAUUUAGAAUUUGCUUAAUCUUACUAUACAAUAAAAAAAGGCCAUUGUUUGUUAAUGCUAAAAUCCACUCUAAUCAGUGUCAAUACCACCCCUGCAUAAUAUCCUCUUAUGUCUUCAACUACAGUAAGCACAUAUACAGCUUAUGUUUUACUAUGAUUGCGAUUGAAACGGGUGCGAUUGCAGCUUUCAAACCACUUGAGUCUUGUAAAAAGGCAAUAUUUCAAACAAUCAAUAAACACAGAGCUAAAAGUACCCCUGUCGAGCUUUUUACAUGUGAUCAGACGUUUACAUUUAGACCCAAACGCUUCUUGUUGUCAUGUUCGUAACGCAUUGCUCACACGACAUCCUCGUCUCUUCUUGUAAUAAAAUCACCUGUCUUGAUGUCAAGUCCGGACGCGUGAGUUGGUUCCAGUGUGGAACAUUUUCAACAUCUGAGAUGAAU